Molecule: messenger RNA, 1899 nt
Organism: Lindgomyces ingoldianus
Lineage: Eukaryota; Fungi; Ascomycota; Dothideomycetes; Pleosporales; Lindgomycetaceae
Product: MATE efflux family protein
Exons: 3
Coding region: 1-1899 (632 amino acids)
Biological process (GO): xenobiotic detoxification by transmembrane export across the plasma membrane
Cellular component (GO): membrane
Molecular function (GO): xenobiotic transmembrane transporter activity; antiporter activity
Source: RefSeq, a predicted model, not a curated record
AUGGAAUCCUUAUCAUCGUCGCCUCAUAUUGCGCAGGAAUCAAUUGCUCAAGAUUUAUUAGAGGAUGGUUGUGAAGAAGAGCAGAGUUCGAGCUCGAGCUCUGAGGACAACGAUUCAGAUGGCUCGACUAUUCGCCCACAAUAUGCCAUGAUUCAUGGCCGUCGACAAAGCUAUGUGAACCCAGGGGCCCGAUCAACGUCGAUUUUUUCGACCUCGCUCCCUGAACGCGGCUACCUGUCGAAGAGAGAGAAAGCCUUGGUGCGAGAGGAGGAGCGGAGUUUACUCCGCGACAACCAUAUUCUACCUCCAAAGCACCCCCGUCAACGUCGUGGAAGUGAAGGUCUGUUGUCUAGCCGCCUGGGAAAGAAGCUUUCGCUAUCAGCAUUACGCAAGGUUCGAAGUGCCAUGGACGAAGAGGCCGCAAUCGACAUAGAUGAGCCUUCAGAAGCGACUGCACUUCUCCAAGGAGAUUGUACUCUUCCAUAUGGAGGUCUCGAUACACCCAAGACCAUCAACAGAACUUGGGAUGAAGCUGUUGUUGCGGGCAAGAUACAUACAACAUGGCAACGAGAAACAAAAUUUCUAACGAAAACUUCCGCACCACUGAUCCUGACAUUCUUGCUACAAUACUCACUCCCUGUUGCUAGCGUUUUCACAGUUGGACACAUUGGAAAAGUCGAGUUGGGUGCCGUGAGCCUCGCGAGCAUGACUGCUUCCAUUACCGGAUACGCAGUGUAUCAAGGCCUGGCCACCUCUCUUGAUACCUUAUGCGCUCAGGCGUACGGUUCUGGUCGCCCCCAUCUCGUUGGUCUUCAACUCCAGCGCAUGCUUUACUUCCUCUGGCUGAUCACGAUUCCUAUCGCUCUUGUCUGGGGUUUCGGUACCCAAAUCCUCUCUGCCGUCGUCCCAGAGAAAGAAACAGCCAAACUAGCCGGACUGUACCUAAAAGUUCUCAUUGCAGGUGCACCCGGCUACGCUGCUUUCGAAUCCGGAAAAAGAUUUAUGCAAGCACAAGGUCUCUUCAGCCCCACCAUGUACGUGUUAAUCAUUUGCGCUCCGCUGAAUGCUCUCAUGAAUUACUUAUUCGUCUGGGUCUUCAAAUGGGGCUUCAUAGGCGCGCCGAUCGCCGUCUCAGUGACCGAAAACAUACUCCCACUACUCCUAUUCCUCUAUGUGCGCUUUGUUGACGGCUACAAAUGCUGGGGAGGCUUCGAACGCCGAGCUCUCGCGAACUGGGGUCCAAUGGUUAAGCUCGCCCUACCCGGUCUAGUAAUGGUUCUUGCGGAAUUCCUUGCCUUCGAGAUCCUCACCCUGAGCGCAAGCUGGCUGGGCACAACUCCUCUGGCUGCUCAAUCCGUGCUCUCAACUAUCGCCGCGAUUACAUUCCAAAUCCCGUUCCCAAUGAGCGUCGCGGCGUCCACAAGAAUUGCUAAUUACAUCGGGGCGACCCUCUCCAUACCUGCAAAGGCCGCAGCAAAAGUUGCAAUGAUCUUCGCCGUCGGGGUCGGAAUUUUCAACUUCCUGCUUCUCUCCCUUCUGAGAACUUACAUCCCUCGUCUCUUCACCCCGGAUCCAGAUGUCAUCGAAUUGGUCGCAAAUCUACUCCCACUGUGUGCAGCGUUUCAAGUGUUUGAUGCUCUGGCCUGCAAUUGCAACGGGAUUCUGAGAGGCCUUGGCAGGCAAGAAAUUGGCGGAUAUGUGGGGCUUUUUGCGUAUUAUGUGGUCGGGUUGCCUAUCAGCUUUGGUACGGGUUUUGGGUUGCAUUGGGGACUGUAUGGGCUUUGGAGUGGUCCUGCCAUUGCGUUGGGUAUUGUGGCUACCAUUGAGGGCGUAUUUAUUUACAAGACUCGGUGGGAGAAAGCUGUUGAAGAUGCGGUAAAGAGAAACACGAUGGCCUAA